CCGCUAUCCGCCUUCGACUCGUUACAACUUCAACCGAUAAAUAUUUACUCGCUUAUUGUUUUCAAAACGAACCACCGGCCACCUUUUCCGAAGCAAUUCAGUAACUAACCAGCCGCUUCCUGGCAAUUAGCGUUCACAACUCGACGGGCCAGCGUUACGAGCACCAACUCGGUCCCUCAGAAGAAAACUAAAACCAUGGCGAAAACGAAACUAACCGACAUCGCGGGCCUGCUCGAAGACUACCCGCAAGAAGAGUACCAGAUAGCCGAAGAAACCAUCAGCCAGGGCACGGCCCCGGGCGAGCACUACGGCUCCGUCAUCCUAGCAGUAGAUCUAAAAAUCCGCAAGAAGAGCGACGCCAAAAACGAACAGCACCUCCGGUUGAUAGCCAAACUCCUGCCGGCCAACGAGAUGCUGCGCAAAGUCUUCAACGUGUACGUCACCUUCAAGAAGGAAGUUCUGGCCUACACCGACGCCGUACCGGCCAUCGCGCGAUUCCAGCAGCUGCACGGCAUCCCCGCGGAGAAAUCCUACCGAAACCUGUUCCCCAAAUGCCACGGGGCGCGGAUAAACGCCGACACCGACGUGCUCGAAGUCGACGACCAGUGCGUGCUGCUGCUGGAGAACCUCAAGAUCAGGGGCUUCCGCACGGAGGACCGGCUGCGCGGGCUCGACGCCGAAGCCGUGCGAUUAAUUUUGAGAGACUUGGCCAGAUUCCACGCCACUCCUGUCGCUUUCAAGCUGCUGGACCGCGAGGAGUUCGAUGCGAAAGUGAUGCCGUGCUUGGUGGAUAGCAGCGUGAUGGAGGAGGUGCCGCACAUCCGGAGCGUCUUCCACGACAGCAUCCUGGAGGGAGCGCUCGAUUGCGCCGAACUGGCGCCUCACUGGGAUAGAAUCCGGGCGGUGUGCGAGGCGGUGAAGAGUCUGAAGAAGCCGGAGCCCGGGGAACCGUGGGCGACGGUUUGCCAUCAGGAUUUCUGGACCAGCAACACGAUGAUCCGGAAGGAAGGGGGACGGUGCGUGGAGAAUAAAAUCGUGGAUCUGCAAUUGACCGGGUACGAUUCGGGGCUGAAGGACCUGGUGUUCUUCCUUUUCACCAGCGUCAUUAACGAAGUGCUGGACGAACAUUUCGACGAGUUUCUCAAGAUUUACUACGACGCGUUUAUCGAUACUUUGAAGGAUUACGAAGGGGUGGAUGUGGGUAGGUUUUCUUGGGCUGGAUUCAACAGGGAGCUGGAAAUUGCCGCGUCGAGUGAAGUGUACCACAUUUUGUUCAUGCUGAAGCCGAUUUGCACCGAACGAGGCGCCGUGAAAAACAGUCCGGAAAAUUUCCAGGACUCCGAUUGGACGAGGAAGGAUUUGCUGGGGCCGAACCACCGGAGGAAAUUAAAAGAGACCGUCCUCAGUUUGGUGAAAAGAAAAUUUUUGUAGCACUCGAAUUAAAUAUCGUUUUAUUCAUACGAAAUUAUUGUAUCGUCUUAAUUUGUUUUUAAAUUUAAAUAAAUGCACAACCCUACUAAAUAAAAUCUUUUUAAUAUCUAGAUUAUUUUGUGUUCCAU
This is a messenger RNA of Phyllotreta striolata, 1559 nucleotides long. NCBI's taxonomy places the organism in Eukaryota, Metazoa, Arthropoda, Insecta, Coleoptera, Chrysomelidae. The record is from the annotation of a GenBank genome assembly.